Molecule: messenger RNA, 1000 nt
Organism: Tremella mesenterica DSM 1558
Lineage: Eukaryota; Fungi; Basidiomycota; Tremellomycetes; Tremellales; Tremellaceae
Exons: 3
Coding region: 58-957 (299 amino acids)
Biological process (GO): endonucleolytic cleavage in 5'-ETS of tricistronic rRNA transcript (SSU-rRNA, 5.8S rRNA, LSU-rRNA); endonucleolytic cleavage in ITS1 to separate SSU-rRNA from 5.8S rRNA and LSU-rRNA from tricistronic rRNA transcript (SSU-rRNA, 5.8S rRNA, LSU-rRNA); endonucleolytic cleavage to generate mature 5'-end of SSU-rRNA from (SSU-rRNA, 5.8S rRNA, LSU-rRNA)
Cellular component (GO): nucleolus
Molecular function (GO): RNA binding
Source: RefSeq, a predicted model, not a curated record
GCUAAAAGCUCACAGAGAUCGAAGAACGGAUACGCCAUACGCGAUACGAGAUAAACGAUGACUGAAAAACGUAAAAGAUCCCAAUCUCCUGAUCAUGCUGAAUCUUCUCAAACGAUCACACGUAAACUACCCCCCAUAGUGGGUCAUGACGACACGACUCCUAAGGAUCAAGCCAGCACGGGUGAGGAGAAGAGGGUGAAGAAGAAGAAAGUGAAAAUGACACCUGGGAUAGUUUAUAUAUCUAGGGUACCACCUGGUAUGACGCCUCAAAAAAUAAGACAUUUAAUGUCGAAAUGGGGAGAGGUUGGGAAGGUUUAUGCUCAACCUAGGGAUGUCACGACAAAUGGUAAAUCAAUUAAGAAAAAACAUACACCUGCGAAUUACACAGAAGCAUGGGUCGAAUUCUUAGAUAAAUCAAUUGGUAAAACAGCUGCCAAGGUAUUGAACGCUCAGGUGAUCGGAGGGAAACCAGGAGAUAGAUGGAGAGAAGAUGUAUGGACUAUGAAAUAUUUAAGUGGUUUUAAAUGGGAAAUGUUAGGUGAACAAGUUGCAUACGAACGUCAAUCUCAUCAAGCAAGAUUAAGGAAUGAAAUAUCUAAAUCUCGUGUUGAACAAAGUGAAUAUCUUCGGAAUGUCGAACUUGCCAGAGUAUUGGAUAAACGGAAAAAUAUCAAGGAUUCCAAGAGUAUCGUCGAAGACAAUUCAACAUCCUUUUCAUCACAAGUCGAUAUGGUCGGAACGAAAGAUGACGUUAAAGUCAGAGGGGAGAAAAAUGUUGGGAAGGGAGAAGGAAAAGUAGAUAAGAAGGGAAAAAGGUAUGAAGGAGAAGGGAUGGAGAGAAUAAGUAAAUUGGAAAAAGGUGAAAAGGUAGGAAAGAAAUAUAAACAACGUACUGUUGUUUAUAAUAAACCUAUUAGAGAUGGGAUGGAAGGUGUUCUUGAUAAUUUAUUUGGAUGAUCAUUGGUAUCGUUCUUCAUGCAUUUAACUUCAUUAUGAUUCC